AUAAUAUAUGCGACCAUUGACCAACAAUAUUUUGUAAAGAAUUCACUUUCAACUGAUUUGGUGUUGAGCAUUAACAAAACGCUGAGAGUUUGACAGAAUUAUAUUUAAAACAACUUAUACAAACUUGAACUUACGAAAAUAUUGAAUCAGUUCACCGUCUUAUGAAUUACAUUUCAUUUCACAGUAAAAUGAAAAGCUUUUCCAUUUUUAUUUGUGUUUUAUAUGUUUUUUCAGGUGUGAUUGCUACGGAUUUGUCCAGUGAUGAAGCUCAAAGCCAAUACUCCAUCCAAAGUCUAUUGCAGAAUUUAUGUGACGACCAUUUUAUUGGAACAUUCUUUGAUGAGGAUUUGUACGACAAGAUUUUUCAAGUCGCUAAAUAUGGCGAAGAUUCAUUGAAGUAUGACAAUAUUGAGAUGCACAUUAAGAAUGAAACGACAUUUGAGGAACGUUUGGAAUACACUUAUAAUCUUUCAAAAGUGGCUGAGCCUGUUUGUUUGCAAUCAGCUUGUAUCAAGAAUGAUAAGUAUAUAGAGUGUAUGAAAACUAACAUAUUUUUAUCCACAAUUUUCCACGCCCUUAAUAAAAAUCCAUAUGACUUGAAACGUAUAAUUGACUUGAUAACAGAAACACAGCAUCAAGCAAAACAGACUUAUCGUGUAACUGAAAACCUUAAGCAACUUUUGAAACUGAAGUACGGUCCCAUCCAAGUAAGAAAUUUUCUUGAAAGAAGUGGUACUUCAUCAAAUGAAGCUUCAACUGACAGAGAUUUUGAAGGGAAUUUGAAACCACAGAUCACAAUCGGAACAUACAGAAGUGCACUAGUGAGUGACGACGGAUCAGAUCCUCAAUAUCUAGUAUCAGAAAGUUCUUCAAAAGCUGAUAUUAUUUUGGGAAAAAGGAUUAGAGUGAUCAGAGGAUCAAACAAUAAAACCCCUCAACCAAGUCUAUCAACAAUGAAUGAACGGGUAGACGAUUCUUUGGAUCUUUUAUCAAAUGCCAAUAUUGAAAAGGAAGUGGCAAUUCCAGACCCCACUGAAAAAUAUUCAAUUUCUUCUGAAUACGUAAUAAGUAUUAAUCCUACUGAAUCUAGCAUUCAGGAAAAAGAAAGGGAUGUAAUAUUUUUACCAGAGAAUAACCAUGAGUCAAAUGCUCAAAUGGAAUUGCCAAAUGUUUUGGAGAAUGAAACUGAAAUUUCUGGUACAGAAGAAAAUGAAGUUGGACUGACAAGCAGUCUGGAGCCUUUAGAAGAAUCAGUAAUCGAUAAUGGAAAUGAGAGUAGCCUGACAGAGUUUAUGAUUGAAAAUGAUCAAACUUCUCACAAAGAUGAUAAUUCACAAAUUAUAAUUGAAAAUCCUCACAAAGAUGAUAAUUCACAAAUUAUCAUUGAAGGGGCAAACGAUGUAAAUGAAACAGUAGACUUCAACAAUGAAAACUUGAGUUUGAAGGAGGAUUUGAAAGUUAUUGAUAACAAGAAACAGGAAGUGAAAAAAGGAAGUUCAUCAUGGUCAGGACUUGGUUCUGAACAGAAGAAAACUAUUGACAAUAGUGCAAUUGAAGCUACCCAUACUUCAAGCAGACUAGUUUUUGGCAUAACAGCUCUGCUAAUUGUUAUAGGUGAGAAUAUAGAAUAUUAG
Molecule: messenger RNA, 1634 nt
Organism: Nilaparvata lugens (brown planthopper)
Lineage: Eukaryota; Metazoa; Arthropoda; Insecta; Hemiptera; Delphacidae
Exons: 3
Coding region: 162-1634 (490 amino acids)
Source: RefSeq, a predicted model, not a curated record